Anoplopoma fimbria (sablefish) is the source of this 699-nucleotide messenger RNA. It is a transcript of the gene bricd5, whose product is annotated as BRICHOS domain containing 5. The transcript is spliced from 7 exons. The record is from RefSeq and is a predicted model, not a curated record. The coding region runs from base 1 to 699 and encodes 232 amino acids. Gene Ontology annotation, biological process: regulation of cell population proliferation. NCBI's taxonomy places the organism in Eukaryota, Metazoa, Chordata, Actinopteri, Perciformes, Anoplopomatidae.
AUGGUGAGGUGUUGGAUACAUUCGGAAAACCGUUUGGAGGAAGCACAGUGCACGGAUGGGGGCUCUGCUGCGUCCACCCAGUCCCACUUCCCCCACAAGGCCUUCUGGCUCAGCCUCUCAGCCUCUCUGCUCCUGGUCAUCGUUACCCUCGGUUUGACGGGGCACUUGGGGCUUUCUCAGCCUCACUCUGAGUCUCUACAGAUUGUCCGAAUCACAGUCCCAGAUCAGACUGGAGUUCUGAUCAACCAGUCGGUCGUUGUGGACCAGCAGAAUGACCUGGUGACCUUUUCUGUGACCUCACCUGCAAAUCAAACAUCCACGGUGCUCUUUGAUAUCAAACAUGGUUUGAUAUGUUACAAGCCCGUCGACCAGGAGAGCUGCUUCCUGCGUAAGAUGGAGAAGUCUGACUAUGACAACGUGCACUCCCUCCUCCACGAAUCAACACACAAGCAGAGUCAGUUCCAGCUGUCCAGGAAUGAGACCCAGAGGCAGAUGGAGUUCCUGGGGGUGCUGGCGGCCAGUCAGGUGGAUGUGUCCACGUUGGAGGAGCCUCUCCAGGCUCUGUGUCAGGACAGCACCAUCCACUGGACCAGGAGGGUCGAUGGCCUGGGUAAACAGAGGCUGGUCUACUUCUGCAUCGACAUCUGCUUCCCCAGCAACAUCUGCGUGUCCGUGUGCUUCUACUACCUGCCAGAGUGA